Molecule: messenger RNA, 1011 nt
Organism: Eufriesea mexicana
Lineage: Eukaryota; Metazoa; Arthropoda; Insecta; Hymenoptera; Apidae
Product: cilia- and flagella-associated protein 20
Exons: 4
Coding region: 1-1011 (336 amino acids)
Source: RefSeq, a predicted model, not a curated record
AUGUUUCGUAACAAGUACCAACACGGACUUUUGUCCAUUUUGUACAGCUGUGGAUCCUCUCCACUGGAGUUAUGGGGAAUGCACGUGAAGAAUGGAUACAUUCGAAGAGUAACCGACGACGAAGUGAAGUCUCUAGCUUUGGAGAUAGCUGGAACCAAUGUCACAACAACAUAUAUAUUUUGUCCACGUGGUCCCAAAAAAGCUCUCGGCAUUAAGCUUCCUUUCUUGAUCAUGAUUAUCAAGAAUAUGAAGAAAUACUUCACGUUCGAGAUAACAAUACUCGACGAUAAGGAUAUGCACAGGAGAUUCAGAAUGAGCAAUUUUCAAAGUACCACUCGAGUUAGACCAUUCUGCACGUCCAUGCCGAUCGGACUCUCUGGUGGUUGGAAUCAGAUUCAAUUUAAUUUAGCGGACUUCACGCGAAGAGCGUACGGCACGAAUUAUAUCGAGACCACGCGCAUACAGAUCCACGCAAACUGUAGGAUACGACGUAUUUAUUUUGCUGACAGGCUUUAUGCAGAAGACGAAUUACCGGAAGAUUUUAAACUCUUCCUGCCAAUCCAUCGAAAGAAGUGUGUUCGAGAAAAGGAUGUGAAGAAAGAAGAGAAGAAGGAAAGAGAAAUAGAAGAAAUUGAAAUUGAGAAACCACCACCGUUUGAAGCAGGUGAUGUGGCAGAAGAGGCAGAAGAAAAGGCGGAGGAACUAGGCGAAGACGAACUAAUAGAAGAGGAAGCUAUUCCCGUGGAAGAUCUGCAAAAGAAAGUUGAAAUAAGAGAUGAGGAUGAAGAGGAACAAGAAGAAGAAGAUGAAGAUGAAGAAGAAGCAGAUGAAGAAGAAGAAGAAGAAGAAGAUGAAGAACUUGCAGAGAUAGGUGAGUAUGAUGCUGAAGAUGAAGGCGACGAACCUGAAGAACAUGCUCUUCCUAUAACAACCCCUGGAUAUGCCACGGAAGAAGAAACUGACGCGGAACAAACUCAAGGUGACGAAGAUGAAGAGUAUGUAGUUCAAUAG